AUGCACAGCAACAAAGUAACACCACUCAUUGAAUCUUGUAGUAAUGAAUCACUACCCAAUCUUAUUUCUAAAUAUCCUGUAUCGAACCCAAGUUCGAGAAGGAAUAGUAUUAUGCAAAUCCCACCCUCUCUUCCUGAUAGAACACCAGUUUACGCCAAUAAUCCCAUCUAUUAUGCUCCACCAGUGAAGGAAUUCUUCUUUCGUGAUUUGUCGGACCAAGAGUCUGUCCCAACCACAGUUCAUAAUUUAAAUACUUAUGUGAUGACCAAGACGGCCAACAAUGAACAAAGUUUAGAGUCCAUCACUAGUAUACCAAAUUCAACUCCAGUUCAACAAGUACAAGCUCCACCUUCUUCCAGUGUUUUUAUUCCAAAUGUUAAAAGUACAAACACAAUGUCCUCCACCAAAUCCCCAAAUUCUAAGUUAUCAUCCAAUCCAAAUUCUAGGAGAAAUAGUAUGCUCCAAAUUCAACCUCAAGAAAAACUUGCUCGUUCCAACUCACUUUAUUAUGUUGCUCCUUCUCGAGAAAUUUCCUUCCACAAUUUGGCAGAGCAAGAGUCGUUGGCAUCAAGCUUUAAAACUAGUACAAAAAAGCUUUUUGAUAACGAUUCUAUAGUUACGCCACAAAGUAUUACCGGAGAGGAGAAGAGACCAACUUCUGUUGAAUUGAGGCCACAUUUUUAUAUUUGCUCAUUCAGAUGUUUAUUGAUCACCAUGAUGCUAGUAAUGUUAGUGAUACCAGUUCUUUCAUUAAUAGGAAUUUCUAUUGGAUUUUCAAUUCUUGCUUCCAAUGAUGUUAAAAAUCAAGUAAUGGCACAGUCAUAUUUCAGAGCAGAGUCUUAUGUUUCCGACUUUUUGUGGAUAUGUAUGGAGGCAACAAGACAACAGAGACAUGCCAUCUAUAGGAGUUAUUUUAUGAAUGAGGGUGGCCUUAAUACUAAUUCUUCAACUAGUAACUUUUACUCUUAUGAAAAUUAUGUAAAUAUUUUAAGGUUACUAGCUGUAAGCCAUCAUCAAUAUAUAGGAAAGAUAUUCUUGGUGGAUUUUACUUGCCCAAAUACAGAUUAUUUGUAUGUUGAUGAAAGUUAUGAACUAGUACUUCCAGUUUCAAACGAAGAUGAGGGGCAAUUCGACAAUAUGCAAAGAGUUUUUCUGAUGAAGCAGGCAAAUGAUGAAACAUUUCAGUCGUUUUACUACUUUUCGAAAUAUGGAAAAUUGAGAACUGUCACUGAUUCAGAAUUAAUGGAUAAAUGGGACCCAACUCAAGGAGAGUUCUACAAAUUAGCUCUCAAACACAAAGAGGCCCUCGUUCCAAUGGAUGUUCAAUGGCAGGGAUCGUCAAUUGAGGAAAGAAUCUAUACCUGCUACCAAUCUAACGUUUAUUCUCCAUAUGAUUCAACUUUUCUAGGAAUGACCAGUAUCAAUGUUAACAUCAAAUACUUGUCAGAUUUUGUUAGAUCGUUCUAUGUUUCUCCAAAUUCUUUUGUAGCUAUUGUUGAAUUUUUCACUAGAGAGAGCAAUAGCGGUGCACCCGUUCUCCAUAAGCGUGUUCUUGGGUUCAAGAAUUCAUCAGCAAUAGCAGUUUUUGAUGAAAGUUCCACUUUCGAUAUCAGAAUUGCUGAAGCACACGAAGUUUCAGAUCCUUUACUGAAACACGUAUUACUCAACAUCUUACCAAGUGAUUACUCUGGCUAUAAGAAUAAGUCCACAGCUGAGUAUAAUCCACAUUUGAAUUCCUUUUCCUUUAGUGGUGAAGACUAUGUUGUUGCCCAUGGAGUAGUAAAAAGAACAGUCGAUUUGAACAUGCAUUGGAUUGUUGUCGUAGUUGCUCCAGAUGGUGACUUUGUCAGUAAUGUUAUGCUCAUGUUGGGACUAACAAUUGGUAUCGCAUUUGUGUGCCUUGCUUUUGGUGUACUUUUUAGUUGCAUAUUCUCUCAAGCUGUGUCCAAACCAUUGAGAUUCUUCUCAAGAGAAAGUAAGGCUCUCUCAAAUUUAGAAGCUCCAAAAACUUCAAAAGUUUACAACACCACAACUGAAAUUCAUGAACUUUCUAUUGCCUUUGAUAAGAUGAAAACAACUGUUCGAUCAUUUAAAAAGUUUGUUCCAAAUGAACUACUGAGAGACAUGUUGAAGAAUGGUAAUGAAAUUACUUUGGGUGGUAGGCUUGUUGGUAACUUGACAAUAUUUUUCUCAGAUAUUGAAAAUUUUACAACAAUUAGUGAAGAAUUGGAUCCUGAAAUGUUGAUUCAACAUGUUUCUGAAUAUUUUCAUGUGUUGACAGAAGAAAUUAUUUACGAGAAUGGAACUUUGGAUAAGUAUAUUGGUGAUUCAGUAAUGGCCUUCUGGGGAGCUCCUGACACAUCAGCAAUUUCUGGUUUAAGAGGAUGUAGAGCUGCCUUGAGAUGUCAACAAAGAAUGUCUGACCUUAGAAGAAAAUGGCAAAGGGAAGCAAAGCCACUGUUUAGGUGUCGUAUUGGGUUACAUAGUGGGUCCUGUGUUGUUGGUAAUAUUGGAAGUAUUUGGAGACUAAACUUUACCAUUAUUGGUGAUUCUGUAAAUUUGGCUUCUCGUUUGGAAGGAACAAACAAGUUUUAUGGAACCAGCAUUCUGUUGUCUGAAGAUACAUUCCUCCAACCUUAUGUUGCCGAACAAUUGGAGGUGAGAAAGAUUGACCAAAUCAGUGUGAAGGGUAAGAGUGUUGGUUGUGUUAUAUAUGAGUUGCUUGGAAGAAGAACCAACAAUUCAAUUAAAGAACCCUCAAAAGAUACAAAGAGUAGUAGACCUCUCCCAACUCCAAACGAUGAAAUAAUGAGACUCAGACAAAUAUACGAAAGAGCGUUGGAAAUGUAUGCAUCUGGAGAUUUUGCUCAAGCUUUACUAUUCUUUGAGGAAUGUCUAAAGAUUCGACCAGAAGAUGGCCCUUCGAGAACAUUGAGAGAAAGAUGUAGAGAGUACGCUGUUCAUCCACCAAGAGAUUGGAAUGGUAUUUAUCACAAUACAGAAAAAUAA
This is a messenger RNA of Naegleria gruberi, 3009 nucleotides long. RefSeq lists its product as uncharacterized. The record is from RefSeq and is a predicted model, not a curated record. Gene Ontology annotation, molecular function: protein binding. Bases 1 to 3009 code for a protein of 1002 amino acids. Gene Ontology annotation, biological process: intracellular signal transduction; cAMP biosynthetic process. The transcript has 2 exons. Lineage: Eukaryota; Heterolobosea; Eutetramitea; Acrasida; Naegleriidae.